AUGGCGUUAGUAGAGGGUUUUGAUAAUGAAGUUAUUCAGUUUUUUGGUAUACUAUUCGUUGUUGUGCUAAUCGUAUUGUUAUGGAUUUCUACGCAAGUGCACGAAAUGCAAAUAGUUCGUGGUGCUGUUUUUAUUUUGGAAAGGCGUACAAGAAGACAACACCAUGAUGCUACAAGGGCUGCACCUUUAGUUCCUAAUCAAUCUAUUAGUGAACAAUCAGCAACGGAAACUGUUCCAUUAAAUGAUGUGAUUCAAACAAAUUCAACUUUAAGCAAUGAUAAUCUUGAAAUUCAAGGCAGGUUACAAGAAACUAUUGGAGUUUUCAAAAGGAGACAUUUUACUAAUGAGUUAACAUCCAAUAAAAUUAUUCGUUUGAUAUUUCAAGGAAAGGUAUUACAUGAUGAUGAAGCUUCACUGAGUAGUUGUGGUCUUCAUGAUAACUGUGUUGUACACUGCCCUAUACAUCAGCCACGUCCUACAGCUAAUGCUCAGCAAUCCCCUGAUCCUGUAAACCAAGAUACUGCUGAGCAACCACUGCCAAACACUAUACGUCAUGGUCAUGGUCAACCUGGUGGUCCAGUACAACAUGAAUUGAUCUUGGCAGUAUUGUUAUCUGCUUUAAUCAUAAUAAUAUCAUUACUUUGGUAUGCCAAAAUUGAGUUUUACACAUUGUUCUCCUCUGUAUCUGCGGAUACACUGGCAAUAUUAACUGCAAUUAUUUUAUUCACCACCGUUUUCACUUAUUUGGCGGUCAGCGAAGAGCAACAACAUCAUCUACCACAAUUAAGACACAAUUAG
Molecule: messenger RNA, 798 nt
Organism: Acyrthosiphon pisum (pea aphid)
Lineage: Eukaryota; Metazoa; Arthropoda; Insecta; Hemiptera; Aphididae
Product: transmembrane and ubiquitin-like domain-containing protein 1
Exons: 4
Coding region: 1-798 (265 amino acids)
Biological process (GO): ERAD pathway
Molecular function (GO): protein binding
Source: RefSeq, a predicted model, not a curated record